AUGUCGACCGUUUUGGCCCUGUCUGCGGCGUUUGCGCCAGGUCUAUCUCUGGGAAAAGCUGUCCGACGUCCAGAUGUUAGAUGGGGUAGUUUUAUCAGAACACUGUCUCCAAUCGGAUCGAUCGAAGCGAUCCUUGGGAAAACAAGAAGCAGUGUAGUUGACUCCAAGGUUGAUUGUUCAGAAACCGACUUGACCAAGAACGUCCAACCUCUCAAAAAUAAUGCUGCAGGAUCAAUACAAUGGCAACAAACGCCGCUACAACCCAACACUGGAGGAUGCCCUAUAUUGAAGCGGGUUCUAACACGCGGUCGUCUUACUUCCCCUCUGCGUGCAGAGGUCCAUUGCUGCGCCGAACUUGAUUUCCUAUUCGGUGUUCCCACAACCCCAGUCUGCUGCAAGGGAGAGUUUGAACCUGUCGGAUUCUCGGUUGGCGGCUGCGAACUUCUGUAA
Guyanagaster necrorhizus is the source of this 450-nucleotide messenger RNA. RefSeq lists its product as uncharacterized. NCBI's taxonomy places the organism in Eukaryota, Fungi, Basidiomycota, Agaricomycetes, Agaricales, Physalacriaceae. The transcript has 7 exons. The record is from RefSeq and is a predicted model, not a curated record. Bases 1 to 450 code for a protein of 149 amino acids.